Molecule: messenger RNA, 1568 nt
Organism: Nanorana parkeri
Lineage: Eukaryota; Metazoa; Chordata; Amphibia; Anura; Dicroglossidae
Gene: BICDL2
Product: BICD family like cargo adaptor 2
Exons: 9
Coding region: 30-1568 (512 amino acids)
Biological process (GO): Golgi to secretory granule transport; vesicle transport along microtubule
Source: RefSeq, a predicted model, not a curated record
UCCUUCUCCCCCUCCAGACGUGACAUCCAAUGACAUCGAGAGAGGCAGAGAGCCACAGCGGGAUCCUCAGGGGCUGGAACGGGGGUCUCCCCUCCCCCACCAUGGAGGAAGACUUCUACCCCUUCCUGCUGGAGAGGAGGCCGUCCUACCUGGGCGAGGAGGAGGCGGAGCAGCAGGAGGAGGACCUGAGCCUGGCACUGGAGAGGAAGGGCAAGGAUCUGCUGCUGGCCGCCGAGCUGGGGAAAGCGCUGCUGGAGAGGAACGAUUAUCUGGAGAGGGGAAGAGAAGCGCUGGAGGAGGAGCUCCGAGAGACCCGUGAGCGGUUGGAGCAGGAGAAACAUGCGCUGCGGCUGAAGAUGGAGGUGCGGGAGAGCGAGUGGAAGGCGCAGAUCGCGGAUCUGGAGGGCGACUUGUCGGAGGCGCGGCUGCAGGUCAGACAACUCAUGUCGGAGCACCGAGAGUGCGGCCGGGAAAACGCCACCGCCGUGCACGAGAUGUCCGAACAGAACCAACGGCUCCUGGAGCAACUAGCGCAGACCUCUCAGCUGGAACAAUCUCUCACCCUACAACUGCAGAAUGUGCGCGAGGAGAACCGAGAGCUCAACCUGAGCCAAGGACAGCUCGCCCCGUGUCUGCAGAGCCUACAGAGCGAGAACGCGCUCCUCCUGGAGCAGAAGAGGGACCUGGAGAGCGGAAUGAAGCAGCUGCGAGAGAAGGAGGAGAACGCGCAGAACCUCCUCUUCACCCUGAGGGAGACAGCACUGCGGAUGGAGAGGCAGAGGAGGGAGGGAGAGGCGCAGUUGCAGGAGGUCCAGGCGGAGGUCCAGCACCUGAGGGGCAGCCAGCGGUCCCUUCAGAACCAAGUCCAAGAGCUACAGGACGAGCUGAAGAUGAGGGACAGCCAGACUCUGCAUGACAGCCGCUACUCCCUGCACUCCGAGAUGGAGGACUGCCAGGAUGGCCCCAUAAACCCGUCUGCCGGUCUGGGGCCACAGACAGCUCAGGCUCCCGACCCCGGGGUCCAUAUGAUGGCGUACCUGACGCAGCGGGAAAAGGACUUCCUCCAGGAGAAGGAAGAGGAAGUGAUCAGACUACAGGAUCAGGUCACCAUCCAGUAUGUGGAGAUAAACUCUCUGCGAGAGGAACUCCAGAAGCUGCGUUAUGACUGUCCCCCCCAUGGCUGUCCCCUGUGCCCUGAUGUUCCUCCACAAGAGGUCUCCCCAUCCUAUACAUUCCCCUCUCGGGGACGGGCGCUUCGGGUUCAUGUGACGACUUGUUUCCGUCUCCUUAGGAAAGGGGAGCUGGAGUUGGAGUUGGCAAAGUGCCGCCUGGAGAAGGAUUCCAUGAGUCGGCAGCUUCUCAGUGCCGUGGAGCAAAAGGUGCUGCUGAGCCAAGAGCUGGAGGCAUGGCAGGAUGACAUGCAGAUCGUUAUCAACCAACAGCUGAAGACCCAAAGAGAUCAGGAGAAGGCCUCCGAUUCAUCUCCCGGCACCCCCACCAGGAAAGGGAGCCCGCGGCGAGCCCGCGACAACGGCAAUGGAAUCUUCUCCUUCUUCAAGAGGAUUUGA